AUGGAUGGGGGAUGGCUACAGAAAACUUUCGAGAGCAUGGAGAGAGAGGGAGUGGGAGGUUGGAAUGUUCCUAAUGUCAUCCUAUUCCUCCCUGGCAAGAUCAAGGCGUUCCAGGCAGAUGUUAUAGGUCGUCUGAGGAGCUGCAGCAUGCGAGCUGUGCAACCAACGAUGGAGAUAGGAAGGAGCAGGUCGGACGGGGGACGGAUGCCAGUGCAACAAGGUUCCAGGGUGACAGCGUACACAGUUAGGAUCCGCAGGGAGAGUUGCGAGCUGACUCUGCAUGAUGCUCUGUCCGUCGAGAACUUCUUCGGCGGUCUCGUGCAAAAGGAUCAUCUAAUGCAGAUGUACGACAGUGGCACUGAUAGCCUCCUCAUCCAAGCCAUGUGGUGCCCCCACUGGUGCAAGACAGUUCAGCACAAACUUCCCUCUCGGAUCCCCAGGGAAGGAGAACCUGAGCUGAUGGCGUUCGAGCGCAUCAUCUCCUUCCAUAGCAACGUGGGAAUGAUCCUCCAAGCCAAAGUGCUGGAGGGCGUCGAGAGGAUCGUGAAGUGCAUCAUCGGUCAAGCCAAGACGCCUCUGAAGAUAAGGAGGCUGGAUCUGUUCUUCAUGCUAGCAGAUGGUACAGAGCUCCUGUUUCUCUUCUGUGCUGGAGGGGAAGCAUCCCACAACUCAGUACCUCUCAACAUGAGUGGUGCAGAGAAGACUAACGUGAACGAGAUCCUGCGAGACUCUGUCAUGCAAGGAAGGCAACAGAAGGAUUCGAUGAGGUCCAAGAAGGUCAGUCUGGACGCGAUCAUGCACUUCUUUCAAACCUACUCGUUCCAAGCAGCGGUGCAGAAACUUGAGCGGAAUGGCAUCCGUCUGCAAGAAUGCAGGUAUGAAAGCUCAGCUAAGGUGGCCGAGAAGCGUCUCGGGGAAGUCCUGGAGGACAUGGCGGAUGAGGAUGGUGGGUCACGAGGCAAGCCUGCGAGAAAGUCGAACGGGGACAUGAUAGCCAAACUUUGCUGUUCUGCCGAUGGUCAAGAAAAGCUGUUUGGUGAGUCUCAGCAUCGCUCGUUCCUCCUGCUCUUGAUCGUGCUCUCUCUUCUCUCCUUGCUGGUCCGCUUCUAUCCUGGGGAGCUGUCCCCUGCCAUGGAGACAAUCUAUCAGAUGCUCCGAAUCGAGUUCAUGCAGGAUUAUGUAGAGCAAGUCCAGAGAGGGUCGAAGAGGAAGGCGGACAAACCAAAACUUCCUCAACCCCCGACAAGGCUGGAAUUCAGAACGAUGAGGGGUGACCCCGCUCUGCUGGAGAGAAGCGUGCUCAAGCUGUGCGAUCGAUGCGUCACGCAGGUUGUGAAUGCGAAGACAGAAACCAUCAUCAACACCAUCCGUGAGCUUCUUCUCGACAUGACAUGA
Molecule: messenger RNA, 1395 nt
Organism: Guillardia theta CCMP2712
Lineage: Eukaryota; Cryptophyceae; Pyrenomonadales; Geminigeraceae
Exons: 8
Coding region: 1-1395 (464 amino acids)
Source: RefSeq, a predicted model, not a curated record